GUGCUCCAACUGCCACUCUCUUAACUGUCAUUCAGAACCUGGCUUCUCAGCUCUGCUGCCUGCCUGGCUGUUUGGAUGGCUGCUGGCUCAGCAAGAGUCUGGAGAGCUUGAGGGGCAGGACCCUGUAGAUACCAACUUGGUUACUUGAGCAUCUUUCAGUGACCUUCAACUUUGCGUGAAGAUUCCUUUCAUAGACGAGCUCCAGACAUUGUUGCAGAGGGAAAUAUUUCUUUUGUUAUCAAAAUGAAAAUAGACUUGGAGGUCAGUGAGCCAGUCAACUUUAGCUCUGGAGAUCAUCAACAUCUGGUUCAUACAGCAGCCAUUAAAGGUAACACUGGCAGACUGGAUCAGCCCUUCACAGCUUCAUCUGGAGACAGGGCACAAGGAGCCAUACAAUACUCACAUCCAAGGAAUAGAGAUGGAGCAAAUACCUAUGCAGUACAAGUUUCUGAGGAUGUUACUCCCUCAAAUGAGAAUGUAAAUCAAUCCAUUCCCUUUGAAAACACGUCUAUUCGUAAUGAUUUCAUUAUGAAAGUGUUUGUCAUUCUGUCCAUUCAGCUGUUCAUCACUGCAAUGAUUAUCAGCAUCUUUGUUUUCUGCGAACCUGUAAAAAAGUGGAUCAUCGCCAGGCCCUGGUUCCUGUAUGCACUCCUCCCAGCAGUUAUGAUUCUGAUCCUUAUACUCGCUUGCUGCAGGGAUAUCCGGCGCCAAGUGCCCGCAAACUACAUUCUCCUGGCAUUCUUUACCAUUCUGGAAGGCCUGCUGCUAGGAAGCAUGUCAGUCUUCUACAGAGCAGAUGAGAUACUAUGGGCCGCAGGAGCCACCACUGUGGUGACACUAGUGCUCACUUUGUUUGCGCUACAAACAAAAUGGGAUUUUACCCUGCUAAGUGGAGUGAUGUUUGUUUUCACCAGUGUGCUACUGAUCUACGGGAUUAUUGCACUUGUGAUUCGAUCAUACUGGUUGCAUCUGGUGUACUCAGCGCUUGGAACAUUGCUCUUCUCCAUAUACCUGGUGAUGGACGUGCAAAUGAUGGUGGGGGGGCACUACCAUUAUGAGAUAAACCCUGAAGAGUACAUUUUUGCUGCUCUGAACAUCUACGUGGACAUCAUCAGCCUUUUCAUUUUCAUUUUGGACCUGAUUGGACGAUAGCUGAUGGCCAAAGCCAGCUAAGGCCCAGAAGAGACACACCUGUGGUGUGUCGACAGGCUCAGGCGUGUAGCAGUGACCACUUACAGACCCUUUCAAGAGUCACUUAUUUAUCCAUCAAUUUAACUGUAUGUCAAAAGAAGCUAAGAAUUCAGUAGAUGGUAGCUUGUAGCUGUUAUAAUUUUGUUUCCCUUGACAUAUGGCAAAACUUUCUUAUUCAUAUUGCAAUAUAUCUGAUUACUAUAAAUUCAGAAAAAGAGUACCCUAAUCAUACACUGACAUGGAUUUAGAAGGUCCUCAAUGCUUUGUUGAAGUUUUCCAGGUACAAUUUAAAGCUGUGAGCACCAGCUCUACAUAAAUAAAGCUGAUUGUAGAAAAAC
This is a messenger RNA of Mus caroli (Ryukyu mouse), 1529 nucleotides long. Its product is annotated as protein lifeguard 1. The record is from RefSeq and is a predicted model, not a curated record. Lineage: Eukaryota; Metazoa; Chordata; Mammalia; Rodentia; Muridae. Gene Ontology annotation, cellular component: membrane.